Molecule: messenger RNA, 1585 nt
Organism: Manduca sexta (tobacco hornworm)
Lineage: Eukaryota; Metazoa; Arthropoda; Insecta; Lepidoptera; Sphingidae
Exons: 3
Coding region: 410-871 (153 amino acids)
Molecular function (GO): zinc ion binding
Source: RefSeq, a predicted model, not a curated record
AAAUACAGGUAAAAUUCUCAGGCGAUCUUAUUUAUAAUUUUAAAUCUAAAAUUUUGCACAGGCAAAACCGCGUGCAAUAGUAGUGACAUUAACGUAAUGUGAUGAAACUUACUUUUUACCUUAGACCCAACAGGGUAUUGAGCUGGCAACGUCCCAUAGGUUCACUUCACGACCUUGACGACGGUCAAUAGGAAGAGCGGCAACGUCGGUUGUAAUAUGUCAAAUCAUAAAUAAGGCUUCUAUCAAAUACUCAUAACAAUGGAGGUACACGAGUGUACUUUGUUUACCGUUGUUUACUUUUCUUGACGUAAGUGAAGACGCUAUUUCAAGAAAUUUGAAGUGCUAAUUCAUUAAAAUAUGUACGCUUUCAUGACUGUGCCUCAACUUAAAGUUGAGGUUCGUAAAAGAAAUGCGUCAAUUGCCGGAAAAAAAGGCUAAUUUGAUAGAAAGAUUGCAAUCUAAUGACCGGAAUAAAAAUUUUGGUGUUGACUGCGAGAUCCAAGAGGAGAUCGCAUAUCUGAGUCCAGCCACUGAUACUUUCAGAGACAUAAUUGCGGACACUUCUUUACCAAUGAUUACGAGACAAGCAAUACAGGAAUAUUUUGAAAGAUAUAAUACUCAGCAUAAAGGACAACUCCUGUACGAAUUUCGACAUCUUGUGACUGCCCGCUAUUCCACAGAUGGCAUUUAUACCCACUUGCGAGGACAAUGUAAAGCCAGUAUGAAAAAAAUGGUAUACUUUGUGGAUAUAAAAUUAAGUAAAGAUGGAGUAAUUGAAGAAUGCCAUUGCGAUUGUGCUGCAGGCAGUGGUACUCAAGCAUGUUGCAAACAUGUCUCUGUAUUGUUGGAUGGUACACAAAAAAAAUAUUAAAUUGCAUCUGUCAAGUACUCAAAAAUUAAUGACAUUCAAUAGACCCAAGAAAGUAUUUUAUAAUUCACCCAUUGCAGUUCAAAAUUUACCCAACAAGAGAUUGACAUCUUUUUACUUAUAACACACUAAAAGAUACUUACUGAUAUUAUGGACAGUUAUGCUGAUUAUGUGAAAAUUUUAGUAAUGGGAUAUGAUGAAAGCUCAAUACCUUUAUUACAGACAUGUGAACCCGCAAAUCCACAUGGCAUUGAAUGGGAUCGUUACACCUAUGUAGAUAGGACUCCAAUAGAUAUUUUACUAGAGAAGCUAUUAUUAAAAAUAUUAUAUCUGAACAAAUUCAGGAAGUGAGAAGAAUACAAGAGCCCAAAGUGAUUCCUCUGAGUGGCAUGAAAGAUCAUGCAGGAUUACUGCCAGUAUGUUUCAUUUAGUGUGCCACAGUAAAGCAUAUAAGUACCAAAAAUAUAUGUAAUCGAUAUGAUUUUGGCCCCUAAAGCUGUGCAGACUAUGUUAGUUGUGCAUAGUAAAAUCCAAGAAACUAUUUCCAUUGCCAAAUAUGAUAGAGAUUAUGGACUAAAAAUAAAAAAAGUGGAUUCAUUAUAUCAUUUGAAUAUCCUUUUCUGGCUGUUUCUCCAGACGGUAUAUUGGGUAAAGAUACUAUUGUUGAGGUUAAGUGUCCAUAUGCUGCUAGAUAUUAUAAAAUAACCUCUGUGACUG